AGAAUUCUUUCUAAUUACAUUUUAAUGUAUUGCAAAACGAUAUAAUCUUUAAAAUGUUCAAAAAAUCAUUUACCGAUUCCUAUAUAAAUCUAACUAAAAAUACAAAUAUACACCAGUCAAACACUUGAAUUCAAUAAAACAACAAAAUGCUGAAGCUUGUCGUUCUGUCAGUACUUUUGGCUACUGCCUACACCAAACCAACCAGAGAAAUCGAGCAAAUACAAAACGAAUCGGCAAGAUACGAAUUCAGCCAAGAUAUCGACGACCACAUCAGCGAUCUGACGCACCAGAGGAGCGAGAAACGUGAGGGCACAAGCGUUGAAGGAAUGUACGCCUACAGCGAUGGUUUCCACAAGAGAAUCGUCCACUACAUCGCCGACAAAAACGGAUACAGAGUUGUUGGUACUGAAGUGAUCCCGUUGUCUGACGGUCCGAAAAUCGAUUUAGGUGGUACCGCUUCCGUUGCCAAGGCCGCUCACGGUGCGUCCGUUAGGUACGUGGUCAAGGGAGUACCCGGAGGCGACAUUCAUUGAAUCUAUGAUAGAUUUGUUGCAUACACAAGUGAAAUGUUUUGUUGAUUGUUGUUUAAAUAAAGUUAUUUGUUAU
This is a messenger RNA of Aethina tumida (small hive beetle), 606 nucleotides long. Its product is annotated as cuticle protein 6. Gene Ontology annotation, molecular function: structural constituent of chitin-based larval cuticle. Gene Ontology annotation, cellular component: chitin-based extracellular matrix. NCBI's taxonomy places the organism in Eukaryota, Metazoa, Arthropoda, Insecta, Coleoptera, Nitidulidae. The transcript is spliced from 4 exons. The coding region runs from base 147 to 533 and encodes 128 amino acids. The record is from RefSeq and is a predicted model, not a curated record.